This is a messenger RNA of Nilaparvata lugens (brown planthopper), 3231 nucleotides long. RefSeq lists its product as uncharacterized. Lineage: Eukaryota; Metazoa; Arthropoda; Insecta; Hemiptera; Delphacidae. The record is from RefSeq and is a predicted model, not a curated record. The transcript has 2 exons. Bases 254 to 2263 code for a protein of 669 amino acids.
CAGCUCAGAUACUGCGUUCUUCCUUAGCAACAUCACUUACUGCGUUCUUGCUUAGUAUAUUAGAGGCGACCAUAUGCUAUUUGCAGUAAUUGACAGUGUUUAAGACAGCUGCUUAACCUAUGAAGAAAAGAUUCAUCAGUGAUUUAAAGUUUGCCUUUCUCUGUCUGUUAGUAGUAGAAGCUGAGUGUUGAGAGUUUUGAGUGAAGUGAAUUUUGUUCAAUAAGUUUGUAAUGUGCAGGCCGAAAAACUGAAAAUGAAUGUGAAUAACUACAGUUGUAUAAGUAGUCGUGUCAAAUUGAUGAUGGAUCUCGUGAAAGAAGACAACAGCGAAAAUGAAGUUGAACUUCAACCCACACUAGAAGCUGAUGCUAACAAUAGUUCAGAUUCAAACUUUAUUGAACAAUUUGGUAUUGCAUCUGGAUCUGGUAAUGAUAUGGUUGAAGUAGAAGUCAUCAGCAUUGAUGAUUGUAGUGGCCUUCGUGAGAUGGUAAAUACAGAGGAACUGUGCAAUGGGACUGAAAUUAGUGUAGAUGUACCUAUAUUGAAUACAACCAACGUUACUGAUGAUCUUUCUUCUGAAGGGGUAUUAAUAUCUGAAUUAGAUGCAUCUCAGGAGGCUACUUCCUCAAGUACUUCCGCAAGUAACUUUACAAAACAGGGCAUUCCUCGAAAACGAAGAAAAUUUGAGAAAAGUGUUUUACAGAGAAAAGUGGAAAAGAACAAUGAAUUGAAAAAUAAACAUAAAGUUCGUGAAGGGUGUCUUGAAUCAUGUCGAUUGCAAUGUAGAAAAAAUAUUUCAGAAGAAGAUAGAGUAAACAUUAAUUCUCAAUUCUGGGACCUAGCCUAUGCUGAACGGAAAUCAUUUGUGCUGAAUAUGUGUGAAAGACUAUCUGUUAAAAGAAGAACCAGUGGGUGUGAUAUUGAAGAAAGAGAAUCAAGGAAAAACACAUAUAAAUACUUUUUAAAGAACAGUGAAGGACAGACCAAACAGGUUUGCAAAUCAUUCUUCCUAACUACAUUAGGUUAUGAAAAGAAAAAUGACAGAUUUGUUUUUGAUGUUUUAAAUAUGACACCUGCUUCCUCUUUGCAACCCAAACCUGAUAUGCGAGGUAGAGCUACACCAGCCAAUAAUUGUAUUUCAAAACAAGAGGUUUGUGAACACAUCGAAUCAUUCAACCCAGUGAUCUCACAUUACCGUCGAGAACAUGCACCACUGAGACGUUAUCUUCCCAGCGAUGUCAAUAUAAAAUUGAUGCACAAAGACUUUCUCAUGAAAUUCCCAAAUAUUCAAGUUUCAUACGAUUUUUAUAGGAAGGAAGUUGGAAAAAAUAAUAUUUCAUUUGCUGUUUUGGGCAAUGAAGAGUGUGAAACGUGUGAAAGUUUUGAAAUUGAACAUCUUCAUAAGAAAUAUAAUUUACAAAGUGAAUGUACAAAGUGCUCUGAAUGGAAGAUUCAUCUAGAUUUAGCUAAAACAGCAAGGGAGUUGUAUAAAGAACAUCUUAGGUUGUACAAAAACCACGACAAUACUGUGUGUUACACUGCAGAUCUACAAAAAGUGAUAAUGCUACCGAGGAUGGAGUCUUUCAAAGCAGUAUUAUUUGCAAAACGUCUUGUUGCCUACAAUGAGAGCUUUGUACCUGUUGGUGAAAAGUCCAAGCAUAAAACAUUUGCAACCGUAUGGCAUGAGGGAAUAAGUGGGCGUAAAAAAGAAGACAUUGUGAGCACAUUUUAUGCAUUUUUUCUAUGGCUCGAUAUUUGUGCGGGACAAAAUAAAAGUUGGUGCUUCCUUUCGUUCUUAGUUUUCUUGGUGAAUAGUGACCGAAUAAAUGCAAAAGAGAUAACACUUUGUUAUUUUAUUCCCGGGCAUACUUUCAUGGCAGCAGAUAGUUUCCAUCAUUGCGUUGAAUCUGCAUUGAAGAAGCAAAUCAGAACCUACGAUUUUGACGACUUCAAAGAAGCAGUUGCAACAUGUAAAGCACAUGUAGAAGUGAAGAACAUGCAGGCAGCCGACUUCUUCUCUUGGCAAGACCACUCUUCGCAAUUGAAGUUAAAACAAGAAACAAGACAUUAUCUAAGGGACAUGGCAUGCAUCAAGGUAGUCCGCGAUUCCUAUACAUUAAAAUACAAAACUUCGCAUGACCAGGAGGAUUUCCAUGAAUUAGAUUUUUUGAAGAAAUCUGCAUGUAAACCAGGAGGUAUGAAAAUGCCAAACCACUUGGAGAGACCAUGCGGUUUUCCAAAAGAAAAAAGAGAUGAUAUAUAAUCAAAAAACUUGGUGACUUAAUGCCUGCAAACAGAAGACAAUUCUGGCUACAAAUGGAUGUUUGCUGAAAUAACAAUAUAAUUAAAAUACUCAAUGGGGCUACUUGUCAAAAUAGAUAAAAAUGAAAAAUCAUAGCAUCCUUUUUUAAAACUUUAAAAUAAUAUAUUUUAAAAUCACAAACAUGUUUCAAUGACAUUGAUGAUGGCCUAAAUGCUCGAAACAUGUUUGUGAUUUUAAAAUAUAUUAUUUUGAAGUUUUAAAAAAGGGUGGUAACAAUUUAAUAUUUUUCAUCCAUGUUCAAAAGUAUAAUAUCAUCAUUUUAUUAGUUUUUUCUUUAUUCCACUCAACAUAAUGUGUAAUGGAACAAAGUUAUAACAAAUACAAUUUAAUUUGUUUGAAAGAUGAUCAGCUAAUAUUUCUUAGUUCUGGAACACAUUUUGUCAGACUAAUUUAUCAUUAAACUACAAGUUGUCAUAUCUGCUAAAUUAAUAGGGAAUCACACUGAACUUUUAUAGAAGAUAGAAUGAAUGACAUUGAUUUUUUUUUAGUGUAUUUUUAUAAUUUUUGACAAGUCACUGUUUAGUUUUUAUUGAAUAAAAUAAUAAUACUGUACUAUAUUACUUUUUCACAUUAAAAUAUUGAAAAAUAGUUUUUGUCACUAUCAAAUCUCUGUGUGUCAUUUAUUUCAAACAACAAUGAUUAGUAAAAUACAUAGAACUUAUGUAGAUUUUGUAAAAUCUAUUCAUCAUAAUUAAAAACAGAAUGGAUAUUUUCAAAUUUCAAUAUGUUAAAAAUUUUCAGUCAUAGAUUGCUACUCUAGUUUAGCCAAAGAUGUGUUAAACAUAGAAACUGAAAAUUGUUAAUAUUAUUUUGAAAUUAUGAUAUAAAUAUAACUAUUAAUUCUGUUUCAACAAAAAUUAGUUGACUGUACUGCAUUUUUUCCAAGAAGUUGGUAUAAUGUUGGUGGU